GAUACCUCUUAACGUAUAUAUUUUAUUUAUUUGUUGUAUCUAAUCGUACUUUGUGUAGUAUCCAGAUAAGUUAGUACGCCGGCAAUUUUUAGUCAGACAGACAUUAAACAUUAACAAUGAACAAAGAUUUAGCCACCGAUUCACAAGAUGACUUGACGAAGGAAAAAGCAAAACUGGAGAAAACAGCCCCAACAGACAGAUGGUUUUUAGUCCACAUUCUCUUUUUCAUGUUGGGCUUGCUUCAUUUCAUGCCGUACACAUAUUUCACAUGUGCAUUAGAGUACUGGAUGUACAAAUUUCGUGACACGGAUAAAGUUAACUGGACGAACUCAGAUCCACGGAACACGUUGCAAAGUCAAUUCGCAGCCUCCACUCAAAUCUCUUCUUCCAUUCCUUCGGUAUUGUUCCUUGGACUUACGACUAUUUAUGGGAACAUGUUUAAAGUUAAAAUUCGCAUGUAUGGCACUCUGUUUAUCCUUUUGGCAGCCUUUGCAAUGUUUACGGCCUUCAUUCAAAUAAAUACAGAUUCAUGGCAAACUGGAUUCUUCAUUUUAACCAUGAUAACCAUAGCAAUCAUAACAGUUGCUAACUCAGUUCUGGGCAUCACUCUAUUUGCUCUCAUAGCAAAAUUCCCGGAUAUAUAUUUAAAAACUUACUUAACCGGGAACUCGAUAUCGGGAGUGUGCAACUCCUUGCUUCAAAUUGCCUCAAUGGCAUUCGGGGCUGAUAUAAAAACGUCUGCGUUAAUUUAUUUCAUAACAGGCACCGUUAUUGUGGUCGUGUCAACUGCCAUUUACCUCACGGUUCAACAUUUAAACUUUUACAAGCAUUUCAUGGGAAAUUUUGGGGACGAAAAUGUGGAGAAUCGACAGUCCGAAUCUUUUAGAGGGAUGUGGCGGACGUUCAAGGAAACGUGGGCGGCGAACGCCGUUUUCCUCUUGAUUACUCUGACUGGUUUGGUCAAUCCAACCAUAACAGCACUUGUAGUAUCGGAAGAUGAGAGUGGAAGUGACUGGGCAACCAAGUACUUUGUUCCUACUUGCACGUUCUUACUUUUCGAUAUUGGUGAUCUUAUUGGACGGGCACUUUGUUACAUCAAAAUAAAAUACAAUGACAUUGUUGUGACUGUGAUAAAUGUGAUAAGAUUGUUUACGAUUUUUCCUCUGAUAAUGUUGUGCAGAACUGAACCGAGGAAUCAUCUUCCAAUUUUAUUCCCCCACGAUUAUCAGUAUAUGAUUUUGAUGUUAACUUAUUCGAUUUCCGCUGGAUAUUUUUUUAACGUUGCUUAUAUAAUGAUACAAAACAAAUUACCUCCUUCAAGGGUCCAGUUUGGAUAUUCGGUUUUGACUACAGGUUAUGGGGUUAUUAGUGCAUUGUUCUCAGUUGCUGGUUAUUUUUUAGUUUAUUUAUUGUAAUUAAAGUAUGUUUUUCUUGCGUUUUAUUUAAAUUCCGCGGAGUAACGUAGACUGAAUUGCCUAUUAUACUUGUAUAUAGAGUGGCGACAUCUCUCCUUUGACAUCUGUCUUAAUUAUCGAAUAUCAAUAAAAUUUGACACAAUAUCAAAAAGCUAUGAAUUUUUAUCAAUAAUUUAAUAAAUUACGGUAAUUUUUGCAACAACUGUCAAAAUAUAAAUACGUUUAUGUUUUUUAAUUGUAAUGAUGGAACGCGACGAAUCUGAGCUUCAAUUUGAGGUGGCACGAAAAAAAGAAGAAUUGAUCAGAACUGCUCCUAAUGAUACAUUUUUCUUAGUCCACAUCCUCUUCUUUAUGUUAGGUUUGCUCCAUUUCAUGCCGUAUAAUUACUUUACAUGUGCCUUUAAUUAUUGGAUGUAUAAAUUUCGAGACACCGAAGAUGAAGACUGGACACCUACACACCCGAAAAACAUUCUGCAAAGUGAAUUUGCGGCUUCAACACAAAUAUGUUCUGCAAUCCCAUCCGUUUUGUUUCUUACUCUCACAACUAUAUACGGAAAUAUGGUCAAAGUUCAAAUCAGAAUGUAUGGCAGUUUAGCAACGCUUCUGGUAAUGUUCAUAAUGUUCACCAUUUUGAUCGAAGUGAACACGGACUCAUGGCAGGUCGGCUUUUUCGUUCUGACCAUGUUCUCUAUCGUAUUGAUAACAAUUGCGAAUUCGGUGAUGGGGAUAACUUUGUUUCUAUUCAUUGCGAAAUUCCCGAACAUAUAUUUGAAGAGUUACCUCUUAGGCAACGCCGUAGCUGGACUCUGCAACUCGCUGCUCGAAGUGUUAGCGUUGUCAAUUGGGACGACUGUGCACGAAAGCGCAUUAAUUUAUUUCUUGACGGGGACAAGUUUUGUGGCGGUAUCGAUAUUAUUUUACGUCGUGGGACAGCAGUUGGAGUACUUUAAGCAUUUUGUGGGAAAUAUUGCCGACGAAAAAGUGGCGAAAAGACCUGUUCAUUUUAAUGAAAUGAAAGAGAUAUUGAAAGAGACAUGGGCGGCAAAUACUGUUUUCGUCUUGGUCACACUUACGGGCAUGGUUAAUCCUGCCGUAACUGCGCUUGUAGUGUCCGAAGACGAGAGUGACAGUGAAUGGGCGACUGAGUACUUUGUUCCGGUUUGUACCUUCCUGAUGUUCGACAUUGGAGACCUUCUAGGAAGGUCUUUUAGCUAUAUAAAAAUUAAAUACAAUAACAUUGUUGUGGUUAUAAUUAAUGUGAUAAGAUUCUUUGUCGUUUUCGUGUUAAUAAUGUUAUGCAGAACGGAACCAAGAAAACAUUUACCUAUUGUAUUCAAGCAUGAUUAUCAGUACAUAAUUAUAAUGUUAAUUUAUGCAACUACUGCCGGAUAUUUCUUUAAUUUUGCCUACAUAAUGGUCCAGGACACUUUGACAGCAUCAAAGGUACAAUUAGGAUAUUCGGUUUUAACGACAGGAUAUGGAAUCGUCAGUGCAGUAUUUUCAAUUGUCGCUUGGUUUUUGGUGUAUAUGUUAUAAAUGUGAGGAGUUGCAUAACGUUGAUGCCCAUAAUGUCACGCCAUCUACCAUCUUGUUCAUAAAAGAAUACUGAAUCUCCUAGACGUCCUUAUUCAAAAAUUGUUUCAAACCAGUAGUAACUGAAAAAUUAGUUUUAACAAGCUAAAAUUCUAUUAUUAUAAAAUUUUAUCAUAAUCUUGAGAAUAAACUUAAGAGAUAAUCA
Aethina tumida (small hive beetle) is the source of this 3153-nucleotide messenger RNA. RefSeq names its product equilibrative nucleoside transporter 3. Bases 117 to 1415 code for a protein of 432 amino acids. Lineage: Eukaryota; Metazoa; Arthropoda; Insecta; Coleoptera; Nitidulidae. Gene Ontology annotation, biological process: nucleoside transmembrane transport. The record is from RefSeq and is a predicted model, not a curated record. Gene Ontology annotation, cellular component: plasma membrane. Gene Ontology annotation, molecular function: nucleoside transmembrane transporter activity. The transcript has 15 exons.